Funneliformis mosseae is the source of this 939-nucleotide messenger RNA. Lineage: Eukaryota; Fungi; Glomeromycota; Glomeromycetes; Glomerales; Glomeraceae. The record is from the annotation of a GenBank genome assembly.
GGUGAUAUUGAGCAAGUAAGCAAUGACAGAUACAAGAUCAAUGACAAGAUCCACCAAGUUAACAAUGCGUCCGUCCGAAUUACUGAAUUACCAAUUCGUGAGUACAAAGAAGAUCAUACAACAACCACCGUAGAAUUUACGGUAAAACUAUCGCAAACAAGUCUUAGAGAUUCUUUAGAAGAAGAAGGAUUUGAGAAACGAUUCAAGAUGAGCACGACCAUCGGAACGUCGAACAUGGUGUGUUUCGAUGGCAAGGGUCGUAUUCGAAAAUAUAAUUCUUCCGAAGAAAUUCUUCAGGAAUUUUACACAUACAGGCUCGAAUACUAUGAGAAGAGGAAGGCUCAUAUGAUAAAUAUACUUGAAGCCGAAGUUAUCAUGAACAAGAAUAAAACCAGAUUUAUUAAAAUGAGGGCUGAUAAUAGUCUUAAAUUUGAAGGCCUUUCGCUGUGGAAACUUGGUAAAGAAAACGAGCAAAAAAUCUUGAAGAUGAAAGCCGUGAAAGAAAAAGAACUUAGAGAUCUUAGAAGGAAAACACCUCAACAGUUGUGGAUAGAAGAUUUAGAUUGUUUUAUUGAAUCUUGGGAUAAUAUUCUAAGCCAAAAACAAUUUAUAACAAUGGAAGUCCAAGUGAAACCUGCUGAAACUAUUGAAAUUUCGCCGAAAUCAAAGAAACGAUCAUUAUCUAUUGAUGAAUCAUCUGACGACAAAGUGGGAAAGAAACGACCAUUACUCAUUGAAUCGGUUGAUAACGCGAGAGAAAGAGAAGAUAGAACCUUGAUAAAAGGAAGAAACGAGAAUGUUAUAUCUACGCCCGUUAUUGUUGACGACGAUGAGUAUGUGGAGUCUGAGGUGGUCUCAGAGAGACCUAACAAACGUCCUCGUCAAUCAACUGCAAAGCAAAUAAAUUAUGUGGAAUUAUCUGAUGGAAAAAAAACUUAG